CUCCCGCUCCAAUUAUUUCGAGCUAAAAAAAACCAAAAGAGCACCCCCAGCAACCACCACUUCCCAUCGCCCGAUCCCCCUUUCUCUCUAGGGUUUUCUCCGAUCGCCGCCGCCCUCUCCGGAACCCAAGUCGAAUUCUAGAUCUUGAACCUGAUCGCUCUCUCUUGCGCCAGCCUGGGACGAUUUGCGGGGCUCACGGCCUCCUUUCUGCGUCCGCUGAUCUCAGAUCGAUGUGGUUUUGGAUCAGAAGGUUCCGUUUGUGGAUUUGAGGAUUGUUUUCUUGAAAUUUCUCGUAUCCAUGCGUUUUUUCCCUGGAGCCAUUAGCCAAACCGAGCCUAAAAUUGGGAUGAUCGGAGCCCUGGUGCGAUUUUUGGAGGAAAGAAAUUGCAUCAGAAACCACGUAGGGAGUCUUACUAUUUUCGACUUCUGUUUCAAAUAGACUACGUCUUGGAAAAAGAAUUCUUCUGUGUGCCGGACUGCGACACUGCAAUCUUCAUUUUGUAGCCCGCUUUCAAUUCUUUCCCUCUUCGUUUUGUUGCAUGAGAUGUUAUGGUAUUGUGGACACUCAUCAGGCAAGUUAGAUGGUAUGUAAUGCUGGCGUAGACAUUUUUUGUCGAUCGGACAAAGAAAACAAGGGUUCCACUACCAAGGAAGACGGGGUAGAGGGGUCGGGUUGUGCUCAAGGUACGAAGCUUGGUUUGAGCUGCCUAAGAAGCAGGGUUGAUCUAGAGCAGUUGUAAAGAUGAUGGUGGAUUCUGGUCUAGCUGUGGAGCCUGGAGCUGCCACUGAUUUAACACCCAAAAAGGAACGUGUCGGCAAUGGUGAUUAUGCUAGUGGAAGAUGGAAAAGUGAGGAUGGAAGUUUAACUUGUGGAUACUCCAGCUUCAGGGGAAAAAGAGUGAGCAUGGAGGACUGCUAUGAUCUAAAAUCAGCUAAGAUUGAUGGACAGACAAUUUAUCUUUUUGGAAUAUUUGAUGGGCAUGGUGGUUCACGUGCUGCUGAGUAUUUGAAGGAGCACUUGUUUGACAACCUUACAAGACAUCCAAAGUUCAUGACACACACAAAACUUGCAAUAAGUGAAACAUAUCGUAGAACUGAUUCAGACUUUCUAGCUGCUGAAAGCAAUACUUCCAGAGAUGAUGGUUCUACAGCAUCUACAGCUGUUCUGAUAGGCAAGCGCUUAUAUGUAGCUAAUGUUGGAGAUUCACGUGCUGUGAUAUCAAAGACAGGAAAAGCAAUCCCUCUCUCUGAUGAUCAGAAGCCAAACAGAAGUGAUGAACGCAAGAGAAUUGAGGAUGCUGGAGGAGUUGUCAUGUGGGCUGGUACUUGGAGAGUUGGAGGCAUAUUGGCAAUGUCACGAGCGUUUGGUAACCGCCUUCUGAAACAAUUUGUUGUAGCAGAGCCUGAGAUUCAGGAACAAGUGGUGGAUGAAGAAUUGGAAUUUCUGGUUUUGGCCAGUGAUGGGCUGUGGGAUGUGGUAACAAACGAGGAGAUUUAUACUAUUCUUGGAAGGGCCUCAGUUGCUGAUAGGUGCUGUAAAGUUUCGGUUCUUGACAUCAUGAAGUAGUUGCACUCCAGUUGGCAGUUCUCUGACAUCAGACUCCUCCGGAAGGAUGCUGUUUCGCUUGUGAGAGUGGAAGACGAACCUGAGGCUGCAGCUCGCAAGUUAACAGAGACUGCCUUCUCUUGUGGCAGUGCAGACAACAUCACAUGCAUCGUAGUCAGAUUCCAUCAGGAAAAUCUUGACGGGGAAUCUCCACCUCCAGCAGGAACACUAGAUUGAAGUAUCACGAAGACGGCACAGAUGCAGUUUUCCAUCUUUGCUUUUUGAUGUCCACUACGUACCUGCCAGUCAAGAUGUUUGCGGAAAUCUCCCCGGUCAGCAACCAACAGGUGGGCAUGUUAUCGAGCCUAUCAGAUGAUCAUUCCAGGCCUAGUUUCAUUUGUUAAUUUAUUCUUCAAAGCCAUAGGAACAUUCUGAUCAUGACAUCUGCAAUUGUUUUUGGUGUUGCCAAACGGGUCUAAACAGCAACUUUAUCAGCAGAA
Messenger RNA from Musa acuminata AAA Group (dessert banana), 2046 nucleotides. RefSeq names its product probable protein phosphatase 2C 52. Bases 743 to 1567 code for a protein of 274 amino acids. The record is from RefSeq and is a predicted model, not a curated record. The transcript has 9 exons. Gene Ontology annotation, biological process: peptidyl-threonine dephosphorylation. Gene Ontology annotation, molecular function: cation binding; protein serine/threonine phosphatase activity. NCBI's taxonomy places the organism in Eukaryota, Viridiplantae, Streptophyta, Magnoliopsida, Zingiberales, Musaceae.